GGCACUGUUUACAGUUGCUAGACGCUGAAUGGCCUCUUUUUUUUUCUUUCUUUUCUUCUGCUUUUAUUCCUGCUGUGGUACAGUACUUGGAGAGGCAACCUAAAAGGUCCCACCCCCGAAUUUUUCUGUGCUUUAGUGACCAAGGCCAUUACUGGUUUUUUUGCACUUAUAUCCAAUCCCCCGUAAACAUCCACAUUGAGUUUUCCUCGUCCCUCUCCCUUCUUUCUUCUCUUCUUGAGAUAGAUCAUCUCUUCCCCCGCCGACAUCUUGAUCCGGCUGUCGCAACUAUUGUGACUUGCAUGACUGGGCCUCACUAGAGCCAUAUUGCCAGCUUCCCAUUACCUAACCUAGUCCUACUAGGAAUCACCACCUCGACUACCUGAUCAAAUACCACUCCAACCUUUUUUCAAAUUCCUUCUCUUUAUCCCUCUUCUCACAUCGCCAUCAUGUCUUUCAGUGGACGCAAAUUCUCUAUCAACCGCCAUACUGGCGCCCCCAAGACCCUCACUCGUCGUUUCAGUACGACCGAGCCUUCGAUGAACGGUAAGCGCCUUUUGUCUCUCCUUUGUAUGUGGCGUUUCUCGCCCAACUGCACUCUCAAGACGGCUUUAUAUGUCUUCAGCUUGAAGAUUAUACUUUAAGCUCUCCAGUGCCAUAUUGUCUAGCUUCAUGAGCUAUUUGCAACCAUCAAAGAACACCGAAACCUCAUCUACUCUCCUCACCGUUUUCUUACCUCCCCUCACCGUCCCGCCUUUUCACUCUCACUACCGGCGCCACUGGCGCGUUACUUUCCCCUCUCUGUUCCUAAUAAUCCCUGUCAUUCUGCCCCUCCAUGAACUGAACCCCUCCAAAUCCGUCUUAGAUGAGCUACACAGGAGCUUGGCUGCAGCUGCAGCUCUGCCCCACAACGUCAUAAUUCAACUCUCCAACAUGGUAGAGAGAUUGUAUCAAAAUAAACAGUACCCAAUCUCAUUAUACUAAUUCAAUAUCUUGUUAGAAUUCCAAUCCAAGGUUCAUCGUCAGUUCCGAAGUGCCCAUGAAGGUCAUAUGCCCCACGCUGGUCUCGAUGCCAGCCGAUCAUCAACCGGUGUUAUCUGGUGUACAGAGCGAGCUUCCGAGUAUGGCUAUCUCGAGAACCCUGAUGCGUGGGCCAAUCUUGGUCAGGGUGCUCCUGAAGUUGAGGACGAUAUCGAAGGCUGCUUCCCCAGACCUGAAACCAUUAACAUCUCAAUGGCUGGUCGAGAGUACGGUCCUACAGCUGGUAUCAAGCCCUUGAGAGAGGCUGUUGCUAAACUGUACAACGAGGCUCAUCGUCAGGGAAAGGAGAGUCAGUAUACUUGGGAAAACGUUGCUAUCGUCCCUGGUGGUCGCGCGGGUCUCAUCCGUAUCGCUGCCGUUCUCGGCAACUCAUACCUGUCUUUCUUCUUACCCGACUACACGGCUUACAAUGAGAUGUUGAGUCUUUUCAAGAACUUUGCCGCCAUUCCCGUCCCUCUGGCUGAAGAGGACGGCUACCACAUUCACCCUGACAAGAUUGCCGAGGAAAUUGCCCGUGGUACCUCUGUCAUUCUUACCUCGAACCCUCGCAACCCUACUGGCCGUGUUAUCGCCAACCCGGAGCUUGCGGAGAUCCAGGACAUUUGCCGAGACAGAGCCACAUUCAUCAGCGACGAGUUCUACUCGGGAUACAAUUACACAUCCAAUUGCGAUGGCUCGACAAUAUCAGCGGCAGAGAACGUGGAUGACGUCGACGAAGAUGAUGUUCUGAUCAUUGAUGGUCUCACCAAGCGCUUUCGUCUGCCCGGUUGGAGAAUUGCUUGGAUCCUGGGACCCAAGGAAUAUAUCAAUGCCAUCGGUUCAUGCGGAUCUUACCUCGAUGGUGGUGCCUGCCAUCCUUUCCAGGAAGCUGCUAUUCCCAUGCUUGAGCCCAGUGUGGUCAAGAAUGAGAUGAUUCACCUCCAGUCUCACUUCAGAGACAAGCGUGACUUCGUCGUUCGACGUCUCCGUGAGAUGGGUUUCAUCAUCAAGUAUGUCCCUGACUCGACCUUCUACCUCUGGCUCAACCUUGAAGGUCUUCCCGAGUCCAUCUCAGAUGGUCUCAACUUCUUCCAGGCUUGUCUUGAAGAGAAGGUCAUUGUGGUGCCCGGUAUCUUCUUCGAUCUUAACCCUUCGCGCCGUCGUGAUCUAUUCGACUCCCCUUGCCAUCACUUCGUGCGACUUUCUUACGGUCCCCGCAUGGAUGUUCUCAAGAUGGGAAUGGACGCCAUUGAACGUGUUGUUCAGAAGCACCGAAAGCUCAACUAAGCCGUCUCUUAAAACAACCAAGACCUAUGCUUGCUUGAAAGUUUGACUCAACCACAUGAGUUAUGUGUUAUUUUAUUGCCUGAGCCGGGUUGUUGACGAGCUUUGCGCUUUGACAAUUUUGAGACACCUCAGAGUAUUAUCUCACAGAGACAGCAGAUAUGUUGUCACAACUGUUAUGCAUGGCAAAUGCACGCAGUUUGACAAUAAGUUAAGCUGAGGUUCACACAAGAAUUAGUAUUGAAAGAGAUCAUCCCUGUCAUAGAUGGAGGGGUCUGCUAGAUCGUCUCAGACAGUUGUAUCCAUCGUUAUUUUUCCUAAUGAAUCGUCCUCGUCUCGAGUUCUUUCAUAUUACUUGAAAAUCACAAUUAGUCCUCUGUCACUUGAUCAUGGUCUGACUAAAUACCCUCUAUCAGUCACACCCUUUUGGCAAGUUACCCCACGCUGAGCAUAAAGACGACACACAUGAACUCUAGACCGCCGCAUCUAUGCAGAUGCAUUUAUCACGCCUUAUUCCGCCCUCAAGUCCCCUCAUCCAGCUCAUAUCGCCAUCGCCCCUGCUCCCGCUCGGAUGAGACCCUGAAUUAGCCUUUCAAAGGUGAUAAUCCUAUCAGAAGUUCAGGUGAUGGCGACAUUGCACUGAGGCGUAGAUCUACCCGCUCAUCUCGCUCAAAAGUCCCGAUCUCUUUAUAAAACAAGCAAAAAUGGCCGAAAGGACGAUACCCGUUGUGGAUAAUUCUUGAUGUGAGGUCGAGUCCCCCACUGUA
Molecule: messenger RNA, 3068 nt
Organism: Fusarium odoratissimum NRRL 54006
Lineage: Eukaryota; Fungi; Ascomycota; Sordariomycetes; Hypocreales; Nectriaceae
Exons: 7
Coding region: 1048-2304 (418 amino acids)
Biological process (GO): biosynthetic process
Molecular function (GO): pyridoxal phosphate binding
Source: RefSeq, a predicted model, not a curated record